Molecule: messenger RNA, 786 nt
Organism: Pyrus x bretschneideri (Chinese white pear)
Lineage: Eukaryota; Viridiplantae; Streptophyta; Magnoliopsida; Rosales; Rosaceae
Exons: 3
Coding region: 1-786 (261 amino acids)
Source: RefSeq, a predicted model, not a curated record
AUGGAUGAUAUCAUAUACACUGGAAGUUCACAAGAGUUGAUGAUGAAGUUCAAAACUGAGAUGAUAAAACAGUAUGAAAUGAUUGACCUUGGGAUGCUGCACCACUUCUUGGGUUUAGGUGUGAUACAAACUGACAAUUGCAUUUUCUUGCACCAGAAGAAAUAUACAAAGACACUACUGGAUAAAUUUGGUCUCAAAGAAUGCAAAUCAGUUGCUACUCCUCUUGCAGUGAAUGAAAAGUUGUCUAAGUCAGAUGGAAGUGAACAAGCUGAUGAAAGAUUAUAUAGGCAGAUAGUUGGAAGGGAAAGGGAAAUAAGCACACUUGAUUAUGGUAUAGCAUAUGAGAAAGGGAAAGAAGCAAUGCUUAUUGGCUACUGUGAUAGUGAUUGGUCAGGAAGCGAGGAUGAUAUGAAAAGCACAUCUGGAUAUGCAUUUAAUCUUGGUUCAGCUAUGGCCAUAACCAAGUAUCAUGUGCAUCAUCAUAAGACAAGGCAUAUAAACAAGAGAUUUCAUUUCAUCCGAGAUGCUUUGCAAGAUGGAGAGAUCGAUUUACUGUAUUGCAAGACUGAAGAGCAAACUGCAGAUAUUUUUACCAAGGCAUUGGCCAGGGAUCAGUUCGAAUACCUGAGAAGAAAGCUUGGAUUGUCGACCUUGUGGUCGUCAAUAGCUCUUAACUCUUGCACUGUUAAAGAGGCCUUGAUGUCUGCAUUUGAUGCGGAUAAUACGGGGGAUGAUGGAUUUCUUUACAUAGCGUGCACUGGAAAAGAGAAAGAAGUCUACGAAUAA